GAAGCCGGCUGUCGUGAACUGCACCCAGGGACCUGACAAGGGCACUGCUGAAGUGCGCCAUGCCUUUCCUUGAUAUUCAGAAAAAGCUGGGCAUCAGCCUAGACCGUCACAUUAUGUUCCUAAGUGCUGAACAGCCCUACAAGAAUGCUGCUCGGUGCCACGCUCUUGAAACAGAGUGGAUAGAGUGUGCACAUGGGAUUGGUGCUACCCGGGCGAAGAAAGAGUGCAAGAUAGAGUUUGAAGACUUUGAGGAAUGCUUUCUGCAGUACAAAACGAUAAGGCGGAUGCAUGACAUCAAGAAACAGCGGGAAAAGCUAAUGAAAGAGGGGAAAUACACCCCUCCUCCUCACCAUUCGGGCAAGGGGAACCCAGGCCCUGAGCACAGCAGCUGGAAGCCGCUUUUCAUGCUCUGUUUUCCACUGGAGAGAAUGUUUAAGGAAAGCUCCUUCAUCAAGUAUGUAAAAAUAAAGAAUUACUCAAUCUUAAAAAAAAAAAUUAUAUGUCCACAGCAUAUAUUAAGUUUACAACAGAGAACUCUCAGUAGAUAG
This is a messenger RNA of Arvicanthis niloticus (Nile rat), 548 nucleotides long. Lineage: Eukaryota; Metazoa; Chordata; Mammalia; Rodentia; Muridae. The record is from RefSeq and is a predicted model, not a curated record.